Messenger RNA from Haemonchus placei, 567 nucleotides. The record is from the annotation of a GenBank genome assembly. NCBI's taxonomy places the organism in Eukaryota, Metazoa, Nematoda, Chromadorea, Rhabditida, Trichostrongylidae.
AUGACUGGCAGGCCUUGGAUGAUCCGACCGAAGACUAUGGCGUGCUGAUUGGGGGUCUCCUUUCCUGCGCUGAAAAUGUCACGCUUUCUCGAGUGGGUCUUUCCGCUCGCAUUCCAGUUGCGACGAGGGAUCUUCUCAGGACAAGGAGAAACUUGAGACAACAUCGUUCUCUCUUCAAGCAGCAUUGCGGAAGCUGAGACUAUGGUUGCUGAGCUCGAUAGAACAGGAAAGAAGGUAGGGCUGCGGAUGAACCAAACAGAGAUACAUUUCAUGAAAAAUGCUUGAGCUGAUGAAGAUCAAACUGAGACCGAUGGUACAUCUAUCACGAAGACCUCGUCCUACGUCUAUCUAUGGCGUUCCAUGAAUACGGACAACGACGUGAGGGAAGUACUGGUGAGACGGCAGAAAGCAGCGUGGGCAGCCUUCGGGCUUUUGAAAGAGGUCACCAACCAUCUGGCUGACACGGAACUCCGCGCUAAUCUGUUCGAUUCCACAGUUCUUCCUGCACUCUGUUAUAGGUCAGAGACUUGGGUGACCAGUACAUCCACGUCAAGGUCAAGGCUUUGA